CUCUGUCGGUAAGAUGGCGGCCGUGAGUCUGAGGCUCGGAGACCUGGUGUGGGGGAAGCUGGGACGGUAUCCUCCAUGGCCAGGAAAGAUUGUUAAUCCACCUAAAGAUCUGAAGAAACCUCGUGGGAAAAAGUGCUUCUUUGUGAAGUUUUUUGGAACAGAAGAUCAUGCUUGGAUCAAAGUGGAGCAGCUGAAGCCUUAUCACCCUCACAAAGAGGAAAUGAUAAAGAUUAAUAAGGGUAAGCGCUUCCAGCAAGCUGUGGAUGCUGUAGAGGAAUUUCUUAGAAAAAACAAAGGCAAGGACCAGGCAUCUUCCCAUAACUCCAGUGAAGAGAAGAAUCGUCGUAAUUCCAGUGAAGAGAGAGGCAAGCAGUCUGCUGGAGAAGAGAAACGCAAGGCCAGUUUGUCUGAAGGGAAGUCGAAGAAGGGCACAGGGGAAGGAAAAAAGAGGGUCUCUUCUGUUUCAUCAGAGAGAGGAUCAAAGUCACCUUUGAAAAGAGCCCAGGAUCAGAGUCCCCGAAAGCGGGGGCGUCCGCCCAAGGAUGAGAAGGACCUCACAAUUCCAGAAUCAAGUACAGUGAAGAGGGUGAUGACUGGAACAGUGGCUGGAUUUAAAUGGCCACCAAGCGUCAGUGAGCCUGUGAAGGACAGCGAUCCACAUUUUCAUCACUUCCUGCUGAGCCAGACAGAGAAGCCAACUGUCUGCUAUCAAGCCAUCACAAAGAAGCUGAAGGUUUGUGAAGAGGAAACAGGAUCCACCUCCAUCCAGGCAGCAGACAGCACAGCAGUCAAUGGCAGUAUCACACCUACAGACAAAAAGAUAGGAUUUCUUGGACUUGGCUUGAUGGGAAGUGGCAUUGUCUCCAACUUACUAAAGAUGGGUCACACUGUCACUGUCUGGAACCGGACUGCUGAGAAGUGUGAUUUGUUCAUCCAGGAGGGGGCAAGGCUGGGAAGAACCCCCGCUGAAGUUGUCUCCACCUGUGACAUCACCUUUGCCUGUGUAUCAGAUCCAAAAGCAGCGAAGGAUCUGGUACUGGGUCCGAGUGGGGUGUUGCAAGGGAUUCGCCCAGGGAAGUGCUACGUCGACAUGUCCACUGUGGAUGCAGAUACAGUGACAGAGCUGGCCCAGGUGAUAGUGUCCCGGGGCGGUCGCUUUUUGGAAGCCCCAGUCUCAGGAAACCAGCAGCUUUCCAAUGAUGGGAUGCUUGUGAUCCUAGCAGCUGGCGACAGGGGGUUAUAUGAGGACUGCAGUAGCUGUUUCCAAGCGAUGGGGAAAACCUCUUUUUUUCUAGGUGAAGUAGGCAAUGCUGCCAAGAUGAUGCUGAUUGUGAACAUGGUCCAAGGCAGCUUCAUGGCAACGAUAGCAGAAGGACUGACUUUGGCUCAAGUGACUGGCCAGUCCCAACAGACCCUUCUGGAUAUCCUCAAUCAGGGACAACUCGCCAGCAUCUUCCUGGACCAGAAGUGCCAAAAUAUCUUGCAAGGAAACUUUAAACCUGAUUUCUACCUGAAAUACAUACAGAAGGAUCUUAGAUUAGCUAUUGCACUGGGCGAUUCUGUCAACCACCCAACUCCCAUGGCAGCUGCUGCCAACGAGGUCUAUAAAAGAGCAAAGGCAUUGGACCAAUCAGACAACGACAUGUCUGCAGUGUACAGGGCCUAUAUCCACUAGGCUGCACCGUUCUUACUGUUAAUACUAUGAUUAUUGAUUAAUAUUAUUAUGAUACUGGGUUUUAACUCUGGACCAGUCCAUCUCUGUCUCUCCAUUUCCUUUUAUAAACAGACUUUGAGAUCUGCCACGGAGGCAGCUGCUGUGGUGAGCCUUCCCCUGGUGGCAGAAGGUGGGGAGGAGGGGGCUCGGAUUGCUGCAGUCUAAUUAGAAAAAUCCAUGCCAUGCACUGACAGUCAUGGAACAGAACAGUGGCGGCUUGUUCAGAAGCUCUGAGGCAACUCUGCCAGAAAUCUGCUGCUUGGCUGCUUUUAUUUUCCUCUUUGUAUGCUUGUCUAAGAUGCUGUUUCUAAUGAUCCCUUUUCUCCUUGCUGUGAAAUAAUGCGUGUGUUGGACCCUCUGCAUUAAGGAGGCAGGUGACAUACAUCCCAUCUACCUGUGAAUAUCAUUAAAGUCCUUGGUCCCAAGUAAGGUGAGGGGCAUUCCUGUUAAUCAGCCACUGGCAGAGAACAAAGCACCUCCCAUGGAGGAGAAUGGCAGUUCCAGAAGGUAAUGGGGUUGUAUGCAACACUGUCUUGAUUCUGUUUCUUUUUAAACUUCCACUUUCCCAGCACCUUGCUAGAGGAGUUCCUUGUGCUGUUAAGAAGAAGAGAUUGCAUCCAUGUCUUCCCCUGUACAGACAGCUAUAGCUUAGGGAACACAAACAUACUGAAAAUGAGAGAAUGCCAGUGUAAAUGAGCCUCCUAAAAGGCUAGUCACAUCUGCCCAUCCCACAUGCAGCACUGGAGGUCAGCAUGUUUGCAUAGAAAACUGCAAGAGAAAUGCAACCUAAAACUGGGCCAGAGAUAUUUUAUUUAGGGAAGGAACAAACCUUAGGGUUUCUCCUGGCCUUAGCCUGUGUUGCUUUACU
Messenger RNA from Indicator indicator, 2582 nucleotides. RefSeq names its product glyoxylate reductase 1 homolog (gene GLYR1). Gene Ontology annotation, molecular function: NADP binding; NAD binding; oxidoreductase activity, acting on the CH-OH group of donors, NAD or NADP as acceptor. The coding region runs from base 14 to 1675 and encodes 553 amino acids. The record is from RefSeq and is a predicted model, not a curated record. The transcript is spliced from 16 exons. NCBI's taxonomy places the organism in Eukaryota, Metazoa, Chordata, Aves, Piciformes, Indicatoridae.